Molecule: messenger RNA, 2195 nt
Organism: Zingiber officinale
Lineage: Eukaryota; Viridiplantae; Streptophyta; Magnoliopsida; Zingiberales; Zingiberaceae
Exons: 9
Coding region: 102-1814 (570 amino acids)
Molecular function (GO): microtubule binding
Source: RefSeq, a predicted model, not a curated record
AGAUCGAUUCAAAUAGAUCCAUUUUCUCGCCAAUUUAUUCCCCUUUCUUCCUCCCUCUUCUCCUUCUUCAAGGCUCGCGGCGAUCGGCUUCGGAAUAGGUCAUGGAAGACUUCCCUGCGAUCGAUGUUUCUUUCGGGGAGGAUCCAAGAGAUCGAAGCUCAUCAGGGGCUGUUGAAGGCAGUACUCCAGUGAAAGCAAACAAGCAAAUGGAAAAAUCCCUCCAACUUCCAGUGCCCUCAAACAAGCAUAAAUCAAUAUUUAGCAAAGACUACUUGGCAAAAAGUUUAGACUGGGAUAGAGAUUUCCUUACAAGUGAAGGUGUUUUGGAUUUUGAAGAACUGGCUAGCCUAAACAGCACAUUCAGGAGGAUUGAUACAUGUUCUCUUUCUGUAAUCCCUGAGGAGUCAAAAAGAUCAACUACGACAAACUCAACUUUAAGCGAUGAUGAUAACUUGGCCUUGGAGAACCUUGAGUUACACUUGUUUGAAAACAAUGGUGCUUCAAUGAAGACUUUUAGUACUGGUGUAAAGGCUUCCGGAUCGGAAAAGUCCAGCAGGAGGAACAUUCCAAGAAGGGGUCACACAUUGUCUCUUGAGUUGCCAACCAAAUUUGAAGCUUCUCAGAAUAAGAAGUCUCCUGUAGUAUCAGAACAACAUGGCGCUAGCAAUCAUCGGCUUCAGAACACUUCGCGAUGGGUUAAGGUUGUGAAGGGUUAUAUGGGAGUUACUGCUGGAAAGACAGUCUCAAAGCCAACUAGUGCUUUGUCUAAGUUGAAUCUGUCGACAAUGCCAGCAAAGACAACUAUUGCUCCUGGAAGCAUCCAAAUAAGAACUAGUGACUUCAGAGAAAAGCCAGGUAAUGUAGCAAUUCAAAACGCUGUUAUAUCUUUUAAGCAAUUACAUAAAGGCUCAUCCAGUGGAAUUUCCAAAUUCCAAGCAUCAAAAACUACUUCAAACUUGAUCAGCAAUUCAUCAGGCACUGCACAUUAUUCACUAUCGGAGAACACAAGGAUGAGAAGUAAUUCUAGGGUGAUUAAUAACCCUUCUUCUGAAUCAAUGGCUAAUAAGACAUCCUCAUCUAGAUCAAAUACUAAUCAAUCAUUCUCAAGGAGAAAUGGAGCUAGAACUGUCCACACAAGUGCAAAUAACUCCACAAUAUCUCGAGGUUUAUCUGUGGGCUUAUCUUUACCUACACCUUCAAGUAACUCCUGCUUCAUUGCCACUUCAGUAUCAUCUUCGUUGACCCUUUGUUCUGUUAAACCAGUAAUGAAUAGUAAUGAAGCUAAUUCUUCAACCCCAUCAGUAAUGGAUGUUGAUGCCAACGAAAUCCAUUCAGCAUGUUCUAAAUCAUCUUUUGCUUCUAUAGCCCAGGAUGAUGGUUAUCACAGAUCUCAUAUUUCUAAAGGUUUUAUUGAUAAUCACGUAAUGCCUAUACCUUUAAAAGGAAAUCAUUCAAAGAGUAGUUCUGGCAACAGAUCAGAAGCAAUAUCCAGCAAACCUUCAGGUCACAAUGUUGCACAUCCAAAACCUACUAACCCAGAUAUGAAGAAACCCGUCAACCACACCAUUGGAACUCUUUCACAGGCUAGCCAACAGCCCAAACUUCCGAAAGUCACUGGCAGAACAAAUAAGACUGCUGCAGUGAACAAAGCAAAACAGACCAUGUUUCAACAUGUCAGAUCUGCAACCAAUAACAAGAUCAUCAAUGGUCAUUCUCGAGUUGCUUCAUCGUGCUCUUCUAGUAUAGAGUCCCUACCAUUCAUCCAGUUCGAGUAUGGUGGCUCAAGUGACUGCUCUGGGCAGUCAAACUUAUGACAAACUAAGAAUUCUUUGCAGUUUCUUAAGAUGACAACCCAUUCAAGGUUUUCAAAUUCACAGAACAAAAUUACAUGUGUAGAUGAAUCAUUCCUGAUUCACCAAAAUUAAGGAAACAUGCAAUCACCAUUAAGAAGUAGGUACUUGCAGGAUGAUCAUACACAGCAAGGCAUCGCCAAUUCAGGAGGAGAUUGUUUCAGAGAUUCAUCAGUCUCAAAACCAUCAUCACAUCUUUGUUAUGACUUUCUGCUCUUUUCUGCAGUUUAAUUUUUAUUUUGUUUUGAUUGAUAUCAAUUAUCUUGAGGAAAUCCUUUCCAACCCUGGGUGUAAAAAGAUGAGAACAACAAUAAAUAUGUAGAAGAAUAUCCAUUUAUUUAGAAU